CGAGGUGGGAGGAGCUACGUGCGCAGGCGCGCUCUUCUGCCGUGGGGUGGUUGUGGUGCCGUUCCCCCCCCUCCCCCCGACCCUGCAGCCCCAUUUUCUGCGCUUGGGGCGGGAAGUCAUCGGAGGGACUGACCCAUCUUUGAAGUGCCGUUUUUCUGCGGGGAGGCGACGAAAAAGGGACGGCCGCCUUCGCGUCGCUCCCAAAAUGUCGCAGACAGCCAUGUCCGAGACCUACGAUUUCCUAUUUAAAUUUUUGGUAAUUGGAAAUGCUGGAACUGGCAAAUCCUGUUUGCUUCAUCAAUUUAUCGAGAAGAAGUUCAAAGAUGACUCAAAUCAUACAAUAGGAGUGGAGUUUGGUUCGAAGAUAAUAAAUGUAGGAGGUAAAUAUGUAAAAUUACAGAUAUGGGAUACAGCUGGACAAGAACGAUUCAGGUCCGUAACACGAAGCUAUUACAGAGGUGCUGCAGGUGCCUUACUUGUUUAUGACAUCACAAGCCGAGAAACCUACAAUGCGCUUACUAACUGGUUGACAGAUGCAAGAAUGUUAGCAAGUCAGAAUAUCGUAAUAAUACUGUGUGGGAACAAAAAAGAUCUCGAUGGAGAUCGGGAAGUUACUUUCCUAGAAGCAUCUAGAUUUGCCCAAGAGAAUGAGAUGAUGUUCUUGGAAACAAGUGCAUUGACAGGAGAGAACGUUGAAGAGGCCUUUGUACAGUGUGCAAGAAAAAUACUUAAUAAAAUUGAGUCAGGUGAACUAGAUCCAGAAAGGAUGGGCUCAGGUAUUCAGUACGGGGAUGCUGCUUUGAGGCAACUGAGAUCUCCAAGAAGAGCACAAGCACAAAGUGUUCAAGAAUGUGGCUGUUAGACUGACAGACUAACUACCAAGACAAAGCUUUUGUUGCAAGUUGACAAAACUGCCAUGGCUUCAAAGAGCUGCAAUUUUAGAACUUCUUUUUGAUUUAGUAAAAAGGACUGCUUAAUUGUAUUUAAAACUAAUACUGUGGAAUGGCAUACAGAAGUGCGCACAUGGCACAGCAAGAGACAUUAAGACUCAAAUACAUGUAUGUAAAUGUUUUAUGCUGCAUAUUUUUGUUUACUUCUAGUUGAAACAUUGCUGUAUCCUGUACACAUAAGUCAACAUUAAGUAUCCAAAGCAUGAAAUACUGUCAUCAUAAUAUUGCACUAACAGAUUUUUUUUUAAAUCAUAAAACCUAAAAUGUAUUUUGUGUAUUAGACUUUAUCAUGUUCAUUUUCAUUGUAUAAUAGCUACUAUUUAUGAGUUGUUGAAAGUUACUGGCAUUGACUGUCAGUGUUUUAUUUGCCACAUCCUUCAAGGCGUUUACAUGAUUUUGGGUGGGGGGUGGUUAGGUCAUAAGUUUACUAAUCUGCCAUAUUGGGGAAAAAAACUUUUUUUUACUGAACUAUAGUUGUCCAGUUUUCUGAUAAUUAUUAAACUUAUUUCAAUCACUUUGUCACAUGUAGGCUAUACAUUUGUGAACUCUGAGCUUUUUUUCUGUCUAAACUGGCCUCUUGGAAGGGUCUUGUUUGUGUCUUUUUUAUAUCCUAGAGCAUAAGGAAAAUUAUAUGUUUUGGGUGUUAUUGGAGUGCAGUGUUUGAGGUUGUGAAUUGCCAUUUUUAUUUUUUUUAAUUAAAGCAAUUUCUGUAAGUAACACUGUUCAGGUUAUACUCUAUAAAAUAAUAUAUGUUGUAACUGGAAGAGGGUCUAAUCACACAAUAUUUACAACAAGCAGUUAGCAUCUGUAAUCAAGAAAUGUAACUGGUAGCAAUUAAAAUUUACAAUAUUGCAGAUGAACUUCUGCGAUUGUGCACAAAAAUUACUUUUUUAUACAGAUCUUUACAAUAUGAUAUACAUGAUAUGAAAAGAAAAUGCUUUUGUGGUAUGCAGCGAUAAGGGAAAUUGUUUGUCAUCUGGAAAUCAUACACAGCUUCUCCUGGAAGCCUUGAUGUAUCCUGUGGUUAUAAAUGUUUGUAUUUUUGUGUGUGUGGAAUACUUGACCUGUUGGAAAUCUUUCCAGUAGUUUUAAAGUACUGGAAGAACAUCUGCGUGUGUUUGACCCACAGCUAAUCCUGAAACAAUGAGACUGUGUAGGGUAUUUUCAAGAGAUCUGAAAUGUCAGCAUGACUUUGAGUUGUGAAAGAAAAACCUGUAUAUUUUGUAUCAUUCACUGUGUAUCUAAAUGUUGAUACUUUUUGACUGAGUCAUGAGUGGAGAGAGUGCAAAGUUUGACAUUAAUGUAGGUAAGAACUCUGUCUUUAGCCUGGGCCGUCUUCCAGUGUAGGGGAAGAGUCUGAAAGGUUGCUGCAUGGGGAUGUGAAUCAGGUUAGAACAGUAUCAGAAAGUAGUGGUUAACAUUUUCUCUGUGUGCCAUUUUCAGGUCAAAAGCGUACAAAUCCAGCUGCUUUCCCAUUCAGAGGAGAGAAGUAGCUGGCAGAUAAUUUGUUAUGGAAACAUACAGGGAAAGGGUUCAGUCUUUUUCCUGGUGCUGUUCUGUAAGAGAUCCCCCAUUUGAGUUAAAAAGAGGGAGGAGAGAGCAGACAGAGUACACACUGUCAGGUCUGCUCAACUUUCUUCAGUUUGUUCCCUGCCAUGCCAGUUUAAAAUCAUGGCAUUUGGACAAGCUUUGCCACUUGGAAGGGGGUUUUUUUCCUUGUGAAUAGUUAGAUCCUAACGAUUCCAGAGGGGAUACUAAUUGACACACAGACACUGAAGUAGGUUUUGAGGUAAACCUUCAUGCAAGCAGCCUGAUUUUUUUUUAAAGUCAGUGCCUAAGAAGAGAACGUAUAGAUUUAAAGGAAAUCCUUUAGCACACUACAGUUCAUUGUGUUUGAAAGAUUUAAUUUGAAGUCCCAUAACCCUCAGUUUAAAAUUAAGCAAUGAAACCCAAGUGGCUAGUAUGUGUUAUUUGUGUAUAUUUGGUUCAUAGCAUGGAUAUAUGGGGUCCAUAGCAUGGUUGUCUUACCUAAUGAUUCAGAGGUGUUUUCAGAGAAUAUUCUUUUAUUAACCUUUUGUGUAUAUAUGUUUCCAAACUAGUGUCAAAAACAAUUCCAAAGAAACUUAGGUAAGUGUCUUCCCAGGCACUACCUUUUCUGGUACCUAUCAGUUCCCUUUUCAACUAGUUUACUGCCAGUUUGGCCUCUUGCACUGAGUAGACUAAUGGAAAAGGGAUGAAUCAUUCCACAAUUAAAAGUAUAUAAUUUUUAGAUAUUUACUCUGAUCUUUCUACUCUUCGUCCCAGAAUAGUUAACUUUCUCAUAUUUUAUUACAGUAAUACUAUAAAAGAAUACUUCUGUUGAACAAAUACUAUGGUUGUCUACAAUGCUAGGAAUUGAAACAGCAAUACAAGAGACUGUCUUCCCUGUGGUAGGGCAAAGUGUGGAGGCUACAGGGUAAAUGCAGCAUUGAUGAGCUCUGCUCACACUGCACCACAGAAAUUAAAUCUCCUUCCCUGUUUCUGAUUUCACCCCAACAUAAGGGGAGAAACGGUUUGUUCUACUUAAAAUAGGUCUGCCACUUAAUGUGGUGAAAAAGGAUAGUGAGUGUUAACACCUUCCUGUACCCUCCAGUUCUCUCAGCUUGUUUUUCCCUGCUCAGCCCCCCCCCCCCCCCACACCUUGGAGCCAGCUGGGAGUGAUGUUCUCCCUCACUUAAGAUUGCAAAGAAACACACUGGACUGGAUACCCUGAGUUUUCUUUGAAGAAUUUAGUUUAACUUUUGAGAGUCCAAGAAGUGCAAGGUUGAGUUGCAAUUGAACACAUAGUUUACAUGCACUGUGGUGGUGUUUUCAAUGUGACUUUAAGUGUGGUGUGUUGCCCCUGUAUUGGCUUUGUUCCUCAAGUAAAGACUCUCUAGGAGCUUAAGGAGCAUUAUUACAGUUGAGCCUUAAGACAGUGUGUACUUGCUCUUGACACUUAAGUGCAUCUAAAAAUAAAAGUGCAUUUACAUAGUAUUAGUGUGCAUUGAAAGGCUUAAAAUGCAUGAGUUUAGUCCUGGAAAGAAUUUACUAUAUGCUUAAUGUCAUCUGAGUUGUUACUAAAAAGUAAAUAAAAUGAAGUUUUAUUUAA
Molecule: messenger RNA, 4080 nt
Organism: Sphaerodactylus townsendi
Lineage: Eukaryota; Metazoa; Chordata; Lepidosauria; Squamata; Sphaerodactylidae
Gene: RAB4A
Product: RAB4A, member RAS oncogene family
Exons: 8
Coding region: 206-862 (218 amino acids)
Biological process (GO): Rab protein signal transduction; regulation of endocytosis
Cellular component (GO): postsynaptic recycling endosome
Molecular function (GO): GTP binding; GTPase activity
Source: RefSeq, a predicted model, not a curated record